UAUCGCUUCAAUACCACCGCAAGGAGGCAGCAGGUCGUAGAAGGUCCUCCUCCAAGUUCUCAUACACGAAUUUUUUUGCGAGCGACGGAAGAAAAUACCGUAGACGGGAAAAGCUUAAAUCCAUUAUUUUUCCCCCCCAUCUCCCUUCCUCCCACCCCGAAAAAAAAGGUUUACCGAAAAAUUCCAAACAGCAUCAAAAGGGACAACAAAUAUUAUCUCCAAUUAAAUACCGUUUGGGUCCCCCUCCCCCACACUUCGAUUCGCAAGUCCGAAAUCAAACAGCUUCCCCCUCUCUCUCCCCUCCCCUUCCCCUACUCCUAAGCGCGCUCCUUGACCCCCCCCCCCCACAGACAAACUCCUUCAGGAACAUCUUGAAGUGUCCCAAAGACCCGCCUCCUCCAGACAUGAGCUCCUUCAGGCUUGCCCACCUUCUCCUGCUGGCGCUGACCAUGGCAAUCCUCGGAUCCUCUACUACUUCGGCUCACAGAGUGUUGAAAGGAGGAUGUCUUAACUACGGCCAUUCCUGUCUUGGAGCCCACGGGAAGAGAUCAUCGAGCACCCAAGGAGAGGGGCGGUCUGCCACGCCCACUCUACAGCCAGCCUUGCCACGCCCACUUCUGGACAUCCUCCUGGACGCCCUGAGCUCAGCUACACGCCCAGGUUCUCAGAGCUCCGCCCACCCUCAGUUCAGACAGAGGUUCCCAAGCGACUCGGCUGCCAAAGCCUCCCCCCGCGGUCUGCUCCUGGAGGAUGUGAACGAAGGCGGCGUGCGCGUCGUGGCGGAUGGGAACGAGGACUCCGCCUCCUUCGGUUACGCCCCUAAUGAUCAGGAAGCAGAGGAUGCCGUCUAUGUUUUCUCUCCUGUAGAGGAUUACAGCGAAGCCCGCUACAGAAGGGAUGCUGGGAACGCAUCUGCCAAGGACACGAUCUUGGCCAAGGACCAGACCCCCGCGAAGGAAACCGAGAUGGAGAAGAAGGAAAAAAACAGCGGCCUCGAAACCGCACGGGAUGGAAGGGUGAGGAUGGAGAGCAGCUCGGCACAGCCCAGGAGGAUUGUGGAUCUGCAUAUCCUGGCGAACUGGGUAAGGCGAUGAAUGAUAGGCACCAACAACAAUAACAACAUCAUCAUCAACAACAACAACAACAACAACAACAGGACAAUGAAGAAUAUACACACAGAGGCUCUGGAUUUGGUCAACCACACACAUGUAUCUUAAUGAAUAAUCCAUCCUUAACCAGUAAAUUAUAUUUUCUAUUUUCUCUCUCUUUUCACAUGAUUUUUUUUUUCUCUCUCUCUCUCAUGAACAUUACUGUAUCCUGCUAAAUGGCGCAGCAUGCUUCACUAUCCAAUAAAAUAUCCUUAACCCGA
This is a messenger RNA of Penaeus monodon (black tiger shrimp), 1369 nucleotides long. RefSeq lists its product as uncharacterized. The transcript has 7 exons. The coding region runs from base 405 to 1094 and encodes 229 amino acids. The record is from RefSeq and is a predicted model, not a curated record. Lineage: Eukaryota; Metazoa; Arthropoda; Malacostraca; Decapoda; Penaeidae.